AAUUCCCUCGUUGCGGGAACCCUUGAUAGAGGAACUCCACUAUCUCAGGCUGAAUUUGCAACAAAACUUCCGCUUGGGGCUGCCACCAGUGCCUGUGCGUGUUGACUCUCACAAGUAAAUCCCAAUGCGUUCAGUGGGGCUUGCUCUUCCCGGCAUUUGUUUGAUGUGAGGUCUAAACUGGUUCACACCCACAGAACACUGGCUGGCUGAAUAAAUGGAGAAUGAGGCGGACCUUGAUUUUUCUGAGUUUUUAGCUGCUGAGCUGCACAUCUGUGUGGAGCAGUAUCUACUCAAGAAGCUACCUGCUCAUCAUACGUGAACAGGAAACUCACAGAGCAAAAAGUCUGACAUAGGCAAUAAAGUUAAACCACACUGCAUGAUGCUUUUGCCUCAUAGAAGGUUUUUUAGCUAUGAGAUCCAGCUGAUUGAGUGAAGGAUGCAGUUCAGGAAAAAGCUGUGGAGCAUCCUUGCCCUCUGCCUUGUAUUUUUAGUUUGGAAGGUUUACAAGGCUGUGGAUAUGGGCCCUUUGCCUUCCUCUGGUGAAUGGCCACUGAUGGAGUCUCCCUGGGAGGGAAAGAUGUGCAGCCAGAACAGGUGCACAGAGCAUAGCAAGUUGGACUGGUUUUGUGAUCACUUUGAUGCCUCAGUAAACUGUCUGCUGACUCUUAGAAAUCCAGAGGUCCCCUCGGAGGUUCUGCAGUGGUGGCUGAGGCUGCAAGGAUAUCACAAUGGAAGCCGACUCCAGAAGAUAAUAAAGGAAUUGUUUGACAUCCUUCACUCCCCUCCUGUUACAGUCCAGGAUUUUACCCAGUGUGGAACAUGUGCUGUGGUGGGCAAUUCAGGGAGGCUGAAGGGUUCUAAAUAUGGAAAAAAGAUUGACUCUCACCACUUUGUGCUGAGGAUGAACACAGCACAAACUUCAGGUUUUGAGGAAGAUGUUGGUACAAGAACCACACACCAUUUCAUGUACCCAGAAAGCGCUGUGAACCUGCAUGCUGGCGUCCAUCUUGUGCUCGUCCCCUUCAAACCUCUGGAUCUCAAAUGGCUAGCUAGUGCCUUUUCCUCAGGAGAAAUUAAGCGUACAUACCAAAGAGUCAAGCCAUUCAUUGAAGCUGACAAAAGCAAGGUCUUAAUACUAAACCCUGCCUUCCUAAAAUAUAUUCAUGAUAAAUGGAUGAAGCGCUUUGGAAGGUAUCCAUCUACUGGAUUCGCUGCACUGCUUUUUGCUAUCCAUACUUGUAAACAGGUCUCUGUAUUUGGUUUCGGCGCAGACAGCAGAGGGAACUGGCACCACUACUGGGAAAAGAAUCGGUAUGCUGGAGCAUUCCGCAGGACUGGAGUCCACAAUGCCACUUUUGAACUGGCACUCAUUGAGAGACUAGCAGCUGAAGGCAGAGUAUCAUUUUAUAAAUAGCUUGUUCCAGUGCCCCACAGACUUCAAAGUAGCUAAUCCAAGAAAGAGGAACCCAAAUCCUGGCACCCAUGAUGGUCUUUUGAGCCACAAGAGAAGCAAGGUGGAUGGAUUAGAAAUCAAAGCACAGUUCAGCAGCCCAGGUAUGUAUGUACAUACACAUGUAACACCACUUCUGAACUGAUUACUUUCUUAGCAAGAUGGUCAACUUGAAAUGUUUUUCUUUAAAUUUGGACAAUAGA
Messenger RNA from Lacerta agilis (Sand lizard), 1653 nucleotides. Its product is annotated as CMP-N-acetylneuraminate-beta-galactosamide-alpha-2,3-sialyltransferase 2-like. Lineage: Eukaryota; Metazoa; Chordata; Lepidosauria; Squamata; Lacertidae. The record is from RefSeq and is a predicted model, not a curated record. Gene Ontology annotation, molecular function: beta-galactoside (CMP) alpha-2,3-sialyltransferase activity. The coding region runs from base 437 to 1414 and encodes 325 amino acids. The transcript is spliced from 7 exons.